AUGAUAUUCUCCUUCCCUAGAGCAGCAUCUGCCCUCCUCCUCUUCCUUACCACUUUCUCGGAAGCACAGCCGCCUUCGUCAACCUUUCCGGUCAUUGAUCUCGGCUAUGUGAAAUAUAGCGGCUACCAGAAUGCCACCGCCGGCAUCAACUACUACCGUGGCAUCCGUUAUGCUGCUCCUCCAACAGGCGAAUCACGCUGGGGCAAGCCGUCACCAAUCGAAUACAUGAACAACUAUAACGGUCGGACCAUAAAUGCUUCGACCCUCGGCCCAGCGUGCUAUCAGUCCUCCGCAAAGUCAACCUACACUUCCCCAUCAGCGCCACAGGGACAAUCAGAGGAUUGUCUUCUACUUGAUGUCUUGGUGCCUUCCAACCCGGUUUCAACAGCUCUGCCAGUACUUUUCACCAUUCACGGUGGUGGCUACGUUAGUGGCAGCGCUCCGUUCUCCUACCCUGGCGAUGCUCUGGUAAACCGGUCCAACGGCAACAUUAUCUACGUGGGCAUCCAGUACCGUUUGGGAAUGUUUGGCUUCAUGGGCGGGGAUGUCAUUGCAGAGAAUGGAGCCUUGAACGCUGGUCUUCUCGAUCAACGUGCUGCGUUGGAUUGGGUCCAACGUAAUAUUCGUGCCUUCGGGGGCGAUCCAGGCCGGGUGACGCUUUGGGGAGGUUCGGCUGGUGGUGGCAGCGUAUCAUGCCAGCUGAUCGCCAAUGGCGGCUCUGAUUUUGCUCCCUUUGCGGCGGCGAUUGCGGAUCAUCCCUGGUGGCAACCACUGGUGAACCGGAGCAGCCAGAACAUUCAGUACAAUACGGCGUUGAAACUGUCAAACUGCUCGGAUCUUAACUGCCUCCGAGGCCUGUCGUUUGAGACGCUGGGAGACCUCAACCAGGCGGUGAUCAAUGCAACGUACCCCGGACCUGGGAACGCGUACGGCGUUUACUACUGGGGCCCUGUGGUGGACGGCAAGUUCAUUCGCGAUCUGCCCGACCAAGAAUUUGCCAGGGGAAAUUUCUACAAGGUCCCAUUGAUCACCAACCGUGAUGCUUACGAGGGCUACAUCUUCUCCAACGUCACCCAAACAUCCCAGAUUGACGAGACCACAGACCUACUGACGGAACUUCCGAAACAGGCUGAGGAUCUCUUCCCCUCUGCUGGGCCUUCGUUCUUCUCGCGUCUCUACUCGCUUUAUCCGCGCAGCUCCUUCAACAGCACCUUCUUCCAGCGCCAGACCUGGUUUGGCGACUUCAUCAUAAACUGUCCGACGUACUAUAUGGCCUCGUCCAUGGUGGAUUCGCUCUCCAACAGCUCCGCCGUCUUCAAACUUACUUUUGCUGCCGGCACUGAGCUCCACGGUGCCACCAACCCCUUCAUCUCCUCUAACGUGACAAACUACCCCAGUGCGAACAAUCUAAGUCUGGCACACAUCAUGACGAGUUACUGGGUAAGUUUCACGGUAUUCCAUGAUCCGAAUCCGUUAAGAGAUGCAAGCGCACCAUACUGGCCAAGCUACAUAUCGAGUGGGCAAGGGUCGGAGGCAGACGGGGAAGGGGUGGGCUUUACUAUCCAGGCUGUCACGUAUAACAGUAUAAGCCCAACACCAGAUCCCGACGCGGCCGCCCGAUGUGAUUUCUUCAAUUCUCGGGGUUGGCAGGUUAGGAAUUGA
This is a messenger RNA of Exophiala xenobiotica, 1662 nucleotides long. RefSeq lists its product as uncharacterized. The coding region runs from base 1 to 1662 and encodes 553 amino acids. The transcript has 3 exons. The record is from RefSeq and is a predicted model, not a curated record. NCBI's taxonomy places the organism in Eukaryota, Fungi, Ascomycota, Eurotiomycetes, Chaetothyriales, Herpotrichiellaceae.